AUGGCAGGUCUGGGACGUCGCACGCACUACCGCAAGCAUUUGACGGAUUCGAUCAUUUAUGAUUUUCCGGAACCCGGCGAGAACGAACGGAUUGCCAAGGUGGUGGCCACACGAGGCAGCAAUCAGUUUGAUAUUGUUUUAUCCUCCUCUGAGGAUCAUCAACCAUCCACGGAACAACGAGAGUCUCAUUUGGCCAUCCUACCUACCAAAUUCAACAAACUGGUCUGGGUCAAGCGCAACGAUUUUGUCAUUGUCGAGACCGGUGUGGAGAAUGAUGAACCGAAAAAUGAUGCCGACACGGGCAGCAUUCGCUACAUUAUUUCCCACAUUCUCUACAAAGAUCAAGUCAAACAUCUUCAGACCAAAGGCUUGUGGCCGUCCAAGGAUGCUGAGUUUGCGACGGAUAAGAUUGGACUAGAGGAUACGGCUGGCCAGGAUGGUCAAGACAACAACAACACAAACAACACUGAUGAGGCCAAUCCACCCAAAGACGAUGGUAUUGUCUAUGAUACGGGGUAUGAAGAUGACGAUGAAUAUUUGGUGAAUACCAACCGAUUGGCUGCACUCAAAGUAGACGAUUCUUCCGACAGCGAAUCCGGUGACGAAGAGUAA
Molecule: messenger RNA, 612 nt
Organism: Seminavis robusta
Lineage: Eukaryota; Bacillariophyta; Bacillariophyceae; Naviculales; Naviculaceae
Source: the annotation of a GenBank genome assembly